Thlaspi arvense is the source of this 1773-nucleotide messenger RNA. Lineage: Eukaryota; Viridiplantae; Streptophyta; Magnoliopsida; Brassicales; Brassicaceae. The record is from the annotation of a GenBank genome assembly.
AACACAGAAUCAGAAAUAGAAGGAUUUGUUCUUUCGAUCAAAACACCCUUUUUGCCAAAAGAGAAAGGUUUCAUUCAAUGGCAAAGAUUCCCUCUCUGUUUUGGGUCUCUCUCUUCUUAUUAUCAUCUUCUUUUUCUGUUUCUUUGGACUAUAGUGUCAUCACUCCAAGAGACUCUCUUACGGAUGGAGAUACUCUUAGUUCUACAGACGAUGUCUUCCAAUUAGGGUUUUUUAGUUUUGACCAAGAAGAGCAGCCUCAACAUCGAUUUCUUGGCUUGUGGUACAAGCAACCAUAUGCAGUCAUUUGGGUAGCCAACCGAAAUAAUCCUCUCUACGGCACUUCUGGAUUCUUGAACUUGAGUUCUCGUGGCGAUCUUCAGCUAUUCGACGGGGAACAGAGAACCUUAGGUUUACCACAAUUGAUCUUGAGGAAGAGAGGAGAUCCGAGUUACUCAUAUCGCUUGGGGUCUUGGAACGGCUUAUCCUUCACCGGAGCUCCAGCUAUGGGACGAGAGAACAGCUUAUUUGACUACAAAUUCAUGUCGAGUGAGCAAGAAGUAAACUACUCGUGGACCCCUAGACGCCAAAUUGUCUCAAGAUUGGUUUUAAACAACACAGGGAAACUCCAGAGGUUUAUCCAGUCGAAGCAGCACCAGUGGAAGUUAGCAAACACCGCACCCGAAGAUGAGUGUGACUACUACUCCAUAUGUGGAGCUUACGCAGUUUGUGGGAUCAAUAGCAAACACACAGCUUCUUGUUCAUGCUUACAGGGUUUCAAGCCAAAGUCAGGUCGAAAAUGGAAUAUCUCGAGAGGAGCAGACGGGUGUGUCCAUGAGUUUCCAACAAAUUGCGGAAAGAAAGAUAUAUUUGUGAGGAUCAAGUGUUCAAGUAACUGUUCCUGCACGGCUUACGCGAAUACUGAUAUACGCGAGGGAGGCAAAGGAUGUUUGCUUUGGUUUGGUGACUUGGUUGAUAUGAGGGAGUAUUCAAGCUUUGGACAAGAUGUUUAUAUAAGAAUGGGUUUUGCUAAAAGGGAGUUUAAAGGAAAAGAAAAGGUGGGAAUGGUCGUUGGAUCAGUGAUAGGCAUCGCAGUUGUUUUAGUUGCAGUGUUUGCCUGUUUCAGAAAGAAGUUGUUGAAGAGAUGUCGUGGAGAAAAUUGGAGAAAAGGGAUUGGGGAAGAAGACAUGGACUUGCCUAUUCUUGACAUUAAAACGAUUUCCUUAGCCACUGAUGAUUUCUCACACGUAAACUUUCUAGGAAGAGGAGGGUUUGGACCAGUUUACAAGGUGUGGAAACUGUGGGUUGAAGACAGAGCAAUAGAAGUACCUGAGGAAGAUUUGUUGGAAGAGACAUGUGUCGUCUCAGAGGUUUUGAGAUGUAUCCAUGUGGCUUUGCUUUGUGUACAACAGAAACCAGAAGACAGACCAAACAUGGCUUCUGUUGUCUUGAUGUUUGGGAGUGAUGGUUCUCUCCCUGACCCGAAACAGCCCGGCUAUUUCACCAGCCGAAGCGUUCCAGAUCUUUCUUCAUCCCUAAGCCUACGUUCGGUAAACGAAGUUUCCAUUACAAUGUUGCAAGGUCGGUAACAAAAAAUAAAGAUUAUGUAUGUAUGUAUGUAUAUGCUUGGUAAUGUAAUAAUGUGUCAUAAACAAUCAAACAUAAAAAUAGUAACAGAUUACAGAAUAUAGCAAUAUACAGAGAUCGAUUACAAGGUUCAUCUGGGUUCUUCAGAAAUAUCGGUACACGACUCCUUGAGAGCUUCAUCAAUCAGCU